AUGGCAGCUGCAGACUCAACACCCAUCCCCGUGGUUUCGUUUGAGAAAUUCCUCACUGGCGACCGAGCAGACCAGAAGGAGGUAGCGCGAAGAGUGUACGAUGCGUUCUCUGAGGUUGGAUUUAUAUAUCUGAAGGAUUAUGGGAUUCCUCAGACGAGAGUGGACGAGAUCUUUGCCCUGGCCGAAAAGUUCUUCUCCCUUCCCUUAUCGACCAAGCUCGCUUAUAAGCUCUCGUCGGCGCACGUCAACCAGGGAUACACUGCUGAUGGGGCGGAGGGAAUCAACGAUCACAAGGAAUGUUACGAGCACCGUCGCUUCGUAAACGACCUGUGCCCUUCAGAGAGAGAAUUUCCCCAGUUCAAAUCCACCCUCGACGACUUUUACAAGCAAUGCCUGACCCUCGCCAUGAAUGUGCUCAAGUGUCUGGCCAUGGUGAUGAACCUUGGGGACGACUUCUUCGAAGGCAUCACGAAGAAAGCGGAUCCACAGAUGCGGCUGAUUCACUAUCCGCCCAUCGAACGCAGAGUGAUCGAGCAGCAGGGCCACGCCAGGAUCAAUGCCCACACGGACUUUGGCUUGUGCACGCUGCUCUUCCAGGACGGCGUCGGGGGGUUGGAGGUGGAUCCGUCACACGAGAAUAAAUUCAUCCCAGCGCCACCUAUCCAAGGGGCCGUCCUGAUCAAUAUCGCCGACUUGCUCCAGCGGUACACCAACGGCCGCGUCAAAUCCACGCGGCACAGGGUGGUCAGUCCCUCGCUGGACCGGUUCAAAGACUGCGACGUAUUGCCGUCCAGGUAUAGCAUCCCCUUCUUUGUGCACCCGGACCCUGAGACGGUCAUCGACCCGAUCGUGUUGACCGAAGGCGAGGUCAAGUUGUAUGAGCCAGUCAAUGCAGGACAGUGGAGAGACUGGAAGACGGCGACAAACUACAGAUUGAAAGGUGACAAUGGUGAGGAGGUGAGUUUGAGGAGCGUCGCCGUGGAGACCUGA
Fonsecaea nubica is the source of this 990-nucleotide messenger RNA. RefSeq lists its product as hypothetical. NCBI's taxonomy places the organism in Eukaryota, Fungi, Ascomycota, Eurotiomycetes, Chaetothyriales, Herpotrichiellaceae. The transcript has 2 exons. The record is from RefSeq and is a predicted model, not a curated record. The coding region runs from base 1 to 990 and encodes 329 amino acids. Gene Ontology annotation, molecular function: dioxygenase activity.